Molecule: messenger RNA, 3117 nt
Organism: Sipha flava (yellow sugarcane aphid)
Lineage: Eukaryota; Metazoa; Arthropoda; Insecta; Hemiptera; Aphididae
Gene: trc
Product: serine/threonine-protein kinase tricorner
Exons: 10
Coding region: 458-2122 (554 amino acids)
Biological process (GO): intracellular signal transduction; peptidyl-serine phosphorylation
Molecular function (GO): protein serine/threonine kinase activity; ATP binding
Source: RefSeq, a predicted model, not a curated record
CGCACGUAGUCGUUAUCUUUUUCCUAUCGUCGGCGCAGUGUUGUCGUUACCGUCGAUCUGUUCAUGUGUUUAUUGUUGUGCACAGUUGCUAAAUCACGGUCCGCGCUUGUUCUUUAUCACGCGUAAGAAACGUUACUAUCGUUUGAUUUUACUUCGUUUCCAUUCUUUCCCGAGUGCGUAGUUUGUCGAACUUAAUUGUGAUUUAGUGCUGAAGUGUCUGAUCGAAAUCGGGAUUUUCAAGUUUUCCAAAUUACGUUAAUCGAUAGUAUACGUCUUAAUAAAUUAUAAUUGAUCGCGCGUAAUUGUGCUGUGUCUGAAAGAUUAAAAAAUAAACAAACGUUGUUGUUGUAAACGUCAAGAACGACAUCGAAGAAAAAUACCUACACUCACGGCGUCUGUGAUUUCGAACGUGCAACAUUGAAUAUAAUGUGAACGGGGAUCACUGCUGUAGCAAUAAAUGCUUAUGUCGCCGUACAGCAGAGAACACCAUACUGCCGUCGUCGCGCCCGUUUCGACGGUGUCGCCGGUGAUCGAAGAGUUUGGCAGCAACAAAAAAGACGACGGUAUCGUCGGUGGACUGCCGUCGUACCAUCAUAAAUAUUCUGAAUCCGGAAAACCUGCUGCCGGUUAUACCAAUGGAUUUUCUCUGCUCAGACGUCUUUUGCGCUGGUGGCUCGCUCGGUUCGGUCAAAAACCGUUGGAUAAAAAAGGUGUAUUGGAAAUGAGUGCUGCGACCGAAAGUGGUAUCCGGUUGAGCGGACAUACUCUGGACAAGGCGACCAAGGCAAAAGUCACACUUGAGAAUUACUACAGUAAUCUGAUCGCCCAGCAUAUCGAAAGGAAACAAAGGUUGGCAAAGCUUGAAGAAACUCUCAAGGACGAAAGUCUUUCGGAACAACAAAAACAAGAAAAACGCCAACAACAUGCACAAAAAGAAUCUGAAUUUCUCAGGCUUAAAAGAUCAAGACUUGGUGUAGAGGACUUCGAACCGCUAAAAGUUAUCGGUCGUGGUGCUUUUGGAGAGGUGAGACUCGUUCAAAAGAAAGAUACCGGUCAUAUAUACGCGAUGAAAAUCCUACGCAAAGCCGACAUGCUCGAAAAAGAACAAGUAGCGCAUGUUCGUGCAGAAAGAGAUGUUCUUGUCGAAGCUGAUCAUCAGUGGGUCGUUAAAAUGUACUAUAGUUUUCAGGAUCCAAUAAACCUUUACCUCAUAAUGGAGUUCCUGCCCGGCGGUGAUAUGAUGACGCUGCUUAUGAAAAAAGACACUUUAAGCGAGGAAUGCACCCAGUUUUACAUAGCUGAAACAGCUUUGGCCAUCGAUUCUAUUCAUAAACUCGGAUUUAUACACAGGGACAUAAAACCCGACAAUCUACUACUAGACGCCAGAGGCCACAUAAAACUGUCAGAUUUCGGACUAUGUACCGGUCUGAAGAAGUCGCACCGAACGGAUUUUUAUAGGGACCUGAGUCAAGCUAAACCGUCGGAUUUCAGUUUUUUCUGUUCAUCAGCAUCGAGUCCGAUGGACAGCAAAAGGCGAGCGGAGAGUUGGAAAAGAAAUCGCCGUGCGCUAGCCUAUAGCACCGUCGGAACGCCUGACUAUAUCGCGCCCGAAGUAUUUCUUCAGACUGGUUACGGUGCGGCUUGCGAUUGGUGGAGUGUUGGUGUCAUCAUGUAUGAAAUGCUAAUAGGUUACCCACCGUUCUGCAGCGAAAACCCGCAGGAAACCUACAGGAAAGUGAUGAACUGGCGGGAGACAUUGAGCUUCCCCGCUGAAGUGCCCAUUAGCGAAGAGGCGCGCGACGCGAUAACCAGAUUUUGUUGCGAAUCGGACCGGAGAUUAGGGUCCAGUGGUCGUGGCAUCGAUGAGCUGCGGUCAACAAUAGCGUUCUUCCGCGGUGUCGACUGGGAGCACAUUAGGGAAAGACCAGCCGCCAUACCCGUGCAGGUCAAGUCCAUCGACGACACGUCUAAUUUCGACGACUUCCCGGACGUCAAACUCGAAAUACCGUCGGCUCCGGUAACGCACGACGGCGAAGUGAUCUACAAAGACUGGGUGUUCAUCAACUAUACGUUCAAACGCUUCGAGGGACUCACUCAACGGGGCAUAGCUACCAAAAAGUGAUUGGACAACGUGUUAACAAUAGUGCAAUGUGAUAUUUUAUCUAACCUCCUAUUUACGCUUUUCUCCUUCCUCACCAAUCACCUCCCCCCCUCGUCACCGUACCCGGUUCCCUCACCCCUAAACCUAAUUACCACUUGUUGGCAUGCUGUUUAUGAUCUCAAAAAGAAAAGUUUAUUCUUUUCAGCGUUUACAACCAACCGAAGAUUCCAAAGAGCAAGUGUUUUUAAACGCAAUAAAAUAAUACCUUCUAAACCCAAUGCAAUCGAGUAUACUGUCGACCGAGGCAGUGGGUAACUAUUACCGUAUAAUAUACUAUCACCGUCAAACUUACCAAACGCAGUUGAAUAAUAAUACAACUAUAUAAAGUGUCGAAUCUUAACGUUAUUUCUACAUUAAUUUUGCACGCACACACACACAUACAUAUACACACUAAAAUUAUGUCUUAAGCUUCAUCUAGUCAUUUCCUUCGUUUUUCUCUCAAACAAUAUAUAUUCGAAUUUAAAAUAUAAUUAUUAACACGUUCGAAACCACUCUACGAAAAAAAAAAAAAAUAAAUUAUUUUAAUAAUAUUUUAGUAAUUAAUACACUAAAUGUGUACAUAUACCAUUUAUAUUUUAAGUGACAUUUAUUUGUUGAAGCACCGUAGGUAAUUUAAUGUAGCGUUAAACUUUGUACAUAGAAUCGUUUCAGAUGCAUUGUGACCGCUGGUGCUCAGGCGCGGUCAUCUUCGGAACUCUAGUGGAUGUGAACGUGUUAACUUACAAAUGUUAUUUUCGCGUGUAGGGUUUAAAUAUUAAAAUAUAUAUGUUAUAUAGAAACAUUGAAUGUUCAAAACAUUUAUUUUUAGUGAAAGCAUUCAAAUCUUGCCCUUUGACGAGUGUGAAAAAAAAAGUAAAUAAUUAAGAUUCUAACGCACUUUAGCAUGUUCCUAUAACUACAAGUAGUGGUAUCCAAUGAAUGAAUUUGUCAUCGGACAAUAAGGCCGAAAGUGAUUG